This is a messenger RNA of Penaeus vannamei (Pacific white shrimp), 1969 nucleotides long. Lineage: Eukaryota; Metazoa; Arthropoda; Malacostraca; Decapoda; Penaeidae. The record is from RefSeq and is a predicted model, not a curated record.
CUACAUAGUUGAAAGUGGACGAUGUCAGUUGUACCAACAUUCACCAUGAAGCUGCUUGGACUUUUGCUGGUUUUCGGCCUUGGGGUCGCCAGCGCAGAAAAAAUUGUAUGCUACUUCGGGUCCUGGUCCGUGUGGAGGCCUGGCGAUGGCAAAUUCGACGUUGAGGACAUCGACCCCUUCCUCUGCACUCACCUCAUCUUCGGCUUCGCGGGCCUGAGCAACCACACCUGGGAAAUUGAGGUCUUGGACGUCUGGAAUGAAUUGUGUCCCGAAGACGGAGGGAACAACUGUGCUUAUGACAGGUUUGUCGCCCUGAAGGAAAAGAACCCACAGCUGGUGACCCUCUUGGCUGUCGGCGGCUGGAACGAGGGAUCCGAGGAUUACUCUGUGAUGGCCGGCGAUCCCGCAAAGAGGAAGACCUUUGUGGACAGCAGCGUCAACCUCGUGAGGAAGCACAAGUUCGACGGACUGGACAUGGACUGGGAGUACCCGGCUGCACGAGGAGGUGUUCCUGAAGACAAGGAUAACUUCAUCAUCCUGCUGCAGGAACUUCGCAACGCUUUCGAUCGGUUCAGCCCUCCCCUCAUGCUGACGGGCGCGGUGGCAGCUGGCAAGCCCACAGUCGACGCCGCCUACCACGUGCAACAGAUGGGGGAGCUUUUCGACCAAGUGCACCUCAUGUCCUACGACUUCCACGGCGCCUGGGAGAACACCACCCACCACAACGCCCCUCUCUGCGGCCUUCCCACGGACGUCGACGACAUGGCGUACUUCAACGUGGUGUUCGGCGUCAACUACUACCUCUCCCUCGGCGUCCCCAAGGAGAAGCUGGUGAUGGGCAUCCCCGAGUACGGCCGCUGCUACACCCUGGACGACAUCAACAGCAACGGACUGCUCGCCCCCGCCUCGAAACCUGGUCCGGCCGGCCCUUACAUCCGGAUUCCAGGAACCCUCGGCUUCAAUGAGAUCUGCGAGCGAAUCCGACAGGACCAGACGUGCACUGUCACGAAGGAUCCACGGAUGUACGAACCCUACUUCUACUGCUCAAGUGACAACAUCUGGUGCGGGUUCGAUGAUGCCGAUUCUGUUACACUUAAGGCUCGAUUCGCCAAGAACAUGGGUCUCUCGGGCGUCUUGGUGUGGACGGUUGACACGGACGACUUCCAUCCACGGUGCUACAACGAGGACUUCCACCUGCUCCGCUCCAUGAAGAGGGCCUUGGAUGCACCUGCCGACGAAGACACUGCUGAACCCACUCCUAGCACUGCUGAACCCACUCCCAGCACUGCUGCACCCACCCCCAGUACUGCUGAACCCACUUCCAGCACUGCUGCACCCACUCCCAGUACUGCUGAACCCACUCCCAGCACCGCUGCUCCCACUCCCAGCACCGCUGAACCCACUCCCAGUACUGCCGAACCCACUCCGAGCACAGCUGCACCUACUCCUAGCACAGCUGCACCCACUCCUAGCACCCAGUCACCAAGUUCUGUCACUCCUAACCCAGGUCACCCCAGGCCUGACUGCACCCAGCACAUUGACGGCUCAGUUUUCCCUCACGAUGAUUGUAACAAGUACUGGCUGUGCACAAAUGGCCAAGCUAUUUUAGAAAUGUGCAGCCCUGGUACUCUGUUCGACGAGGACCUCAUGAUCUGCAACUGGGAGAACAGCGUUGACACCUCCAACUGCAACAAUUGGAUCUGCGAAGUCGACAACACUUACUACCCUCACGCUGACUGCGACAAGUAUUACUGGUGCCACAACGGAUCACCCCAUGUGGAACAGUGCGCGGACGGUUUGUUCUGGAACCAGUACCUUACACAGUGUGAUUUCCCGAGCCAUGUGGACACUUCAAACUGCAACAUAGUCUAAUUUGUUGAUCUUUUUAAACGCAAGUAAAAGUCCUUAGAAGAUGGUUCAGGCAAUGGGGCAUCCAUCCUUGAAAGAAUGAUACACAUCUGUAAAUGGU